AUGAACGUCAGACUGCGAGGGGGCCUGAAAGCGGGAGUGUGCGCGCACGCGCAGGUGCUGCGCGCCCCCACAGGGCUCAGACACGCCCCGCCCCCAGCCCGCCGCGCGGCGCAGAGCGGUCCCCGUAGUGAUAAGAAGGGGCGGACCAUCGAGUCGGGGCCUCCACAGAGCGCAGAGCGGCUCCGCGGCCGCCCCCCGCGGAAGCACCCGCCUCCUCCCACUCGCAGGUUUUCGAACCCCGCCGGAAGUGAUGUGCGGGAGAUCUGCCUGAACUACACACGGGGGGUGGAUUUCCACUGGCAGGCUAUGGCCUUGCUGGCCCUGCAGGAGGCGGCUGAGGCCUUCCUGGUGCACCUGCUGGAGGACUCGUACCUGUGCGCCAUCCACGCCAAGCGUGUCACCCUCUUCCCCAAGGACAUGCAGCUGGCCCGGCGCAUCCGCGGUUUGCAUGAGGGCCUGGGCUGACUUCUGUGGCCCUCCAGCCAGGGCACCCCGUAGCACCCCACAGUUCCCCUGCCCUGCGCUGUGCAGGGUAGGCAGCUGGGGGCUUUUAAUUUGGACUAAGAUGUUUCCUCCCCGCAAAUCUACCCCAGGGCAGGGGGGUUUUGGAACCUUCCUGGUGCCCCCAACCCUGUGUUUCUGCCCCCCCAACCCUGGGGGUGUCUGAGCUAGCCCCACUGGAGGGGCUCUGACUCCAGUGGGGAGUGCUGAGCCCUGUGGGGAGGUCCUGAACCCCCUGUGGGGGAGAGGGAUCAUGGAUCUCGGGGCCCUGACUUAGGCAGGGGGAGAGGAGAUGGCAACAACGGCUGCUCCUGCCCCCCCUUGCCCCAGGCUCCCUAGUUGCCCCCUCCCCAGCUCUGUGCCCCCUGGGAUCCCUGCUUACCCCCUCUCCCCAAAGUUCCUUCUUCCAUAGUUACCCGUGCCCUGGUCCCUCUUCUUCCCCAUGAUUUUAGCUGGGGGGGCGGGGGGGUGCUUGGAGAGCUGUAGUCUUGGCGAUGCAUUGUUUUCUCUGCUAAUUUAAGGCCAAAUUAAAGCAAUAUUGGAUUUUUCAAGUGGUGCCGGCUGUGGCAGAAAUGCCAGCAUCUGUGUGUCUGUCCAGAGACCUGUCCUGGUCAGCUUGGGACACUGGGGUCAAAUUCCUAAGGGAGGGGGGAUUUCCCUUCCUGCCUACCUGACAAAAGCCUGGUGCCGAGGAUGUGGGCCCUCUGGUCACCUGAGUGGGGGGAGGGAAAAGCCCCUGCUCCUCGGCCCAGGUACCCAGCGAUGAUUUUUAAAUCGGUUGGCUAGUUGCCAACACCGCUGGCUUCUCUUGGCCUGGGCUGCUGAGGCCAGAAAGGCAAUACAGGAACCUGGUCCAAGGAGAAGGGGGAGAGAAGCCAUUUUUCCAGCACGGCCCAAACACCAGGACACAGGGAGAGAGUCUGAUCCAACCGAAACGCUCUCUCUGGAAAUCUCCGAGCCAGAUCUCUACCAUCUUCUGCACGAUACUUGUAAGUGUUUCUAGAGCUAGUCAGCUCCCAGCGAUGCAUUUGCGUAUCAAACGGCGACCUCAGCCAGACUGUUUUGUCAGUGGUAAUCCCUUGAUAUUGCUCUACC
Alligator sinensis (Chinese alligator) is the source of this 1596-nucleotide messenger RNA. RefSeq names its product histone H3-like centromeric protein A. Lineage: Eukaryota; Metazoa; Chordata; Crocodylia; Alligatoridae. The record is from RefSeq and is a predicted model, not a curated record. Gene Ontology annotation, cellular component: nucleosome. The coding region runs from base 1 to 465 and encodes 154 amino acids. The transcript has 4 exons. Gene Ontology annotation, molecular function: protein heterodimerization activity; DNA binding; structural constituent of chromatin.